AAGUAAAAUAAGGACAUUCAAGGAAGAGAAAGGUGUAAUGGCGCCUCUUUCUUUGCUACUGCUUUUGGUUUCUUUGACAGCGUUCGUCCCCACAAAUGGAGUGUCUGCCACAGACGGUGAUCGAAUCUCUCAUUUAGAGGAUGUGAUAAAGACAAUGCUAGAGGUGCAAGAGAAGGAAAAACACGAAAAUACUCUUCAAAAUAAAAGGAUAUGGAAUCUUGAGAAAACAAUAACAAGAUACGAGGAAGAGAAUAAGAAGUUAAAGACUGAAAAUGAGGACCUGAAAAGCAAUCUCAAUAAGAUGGAAAUAUCAGUUAAAAAGAUGGAUGCCCUUGUGAAGAGACUGCAAAAAGAGAACCUCAUUUUGGUGAAAAAAAUUAAAUCUAACUCUAAAUUAAUUAACUAUAUUCAAUUUAGAAUCUUGCAUUUUAACAACGAAGGACUUGAGAAUUCUAUGCAGCCUGAGAGGACGGUAUCUGUAAAAGUUGAAAAUUCAGAAGAUUCGCCAAAAUUGAAUGAGUCUGAAGUGGAAUCAAAAUCAUUGGUAUCAUCUCGCAAACGACUUUUGACUGGUAUACCUACAACUCCUCAACCUAAUGGCGUUGCAUUCUCUGUGUAUUUAAAACCACACGAAACCCAUUUAAUCAGACAAUCUUGUUUGAUGGCAUCUUGACGAACAUUGGAAAUCAUUACAAUCCACACACCGGGGCCUUUACAGCACCCGUACACGGGGUCUACGUUUUUACGUUUUUUGGAAUCUAUAUUGUCGUUCAAAUGAAGGACGCAUUUUCUCUGAAAUUGCUGUAAAUUCCAACCCAAUAGGUAGCAUGUACACUUCUAGUGAAGGUGCUACAGAUAUCCGGACAACCACGGGAAUCGUUGUUGCUGAAGUAAAUAAGUGUGAUAUUGUGCUGGUUCGCACUCAUUCCAGUAAUAGUCAUUUCGGAAGUCUUUAUAGUUCUCCAGAUUGGAAAUCGACCUUUAAUGGAUGGUUACUAUUUUGAAACCAAAAAAUUAGUCUUAUGAAGA
Messenger RNA from Saccostrea cuccullata (small rock oyster), 1029 nucleotides. RefSeq lists its product as uncharacterized. The coding region runs from base 38 to 673 and encodes 211 amino acids. The record is from RefSeq and is a predicted model, not a curated record. NCBI's taxonomy places the organism in Eukaryota, Metazoa, Mollusca, Bivalvia, Ostreida, Ostreidae. The transcript has 2 exons.